GAUCUCAUCUAGACCCACAUUUCAUUAUUUUCUACCCAAAGAACUCAACUUUGCUUAAAUAGACAUGUUGAUCCCCAAAUUUGCAUUCUAGGCAUUUAAGAGCAAUUAAGGGAUUUGUUACCUAUUGUGAACAUUUUCUUUAUUCUCUUAACAUUGUCAAUUGACAUGAGUGUUAAUGCUCAAAAGAGAGAAUUUAAUGUUCUAAAUUAUGGUGCUGUCGGGAAUGGACAAGUGGACGAUUCUACUGCCUUUGUAAAGGCAUGGAAUGAGGCAUGUCAAGUGGUCGAAGUCACUCCUACAGUCGUAAUACCGAAAGGAAAGACAUUUUUAGUGCAGCCAUUAACAUUUGCAGGCCCCUGCAAAUCUAGUAACAUCAAUAUCAUGCUCUCUGGAGUUAUCAAAGCCCCUGAUGGUCCUAACAAUUGGAAGGGAAAAGAUAUAUCAACAUGGAUACUAUUUAAGGAUAUAACGGGACUUAAUGUUGAUGGCUCUGGCACUGUAGAUGGACAGGGAAAGGGUUGGUGGGAUAUCUCAUGCAAAAUCAACAAGAGAAAAGGGUGUGGCACUCUUGCCCCAACAACAUUCCGAUUUCGAAGUUGUAAACAUCUUAAAAUAAGAAACAUCAACUUAAUAAAUAGUCCCCAAACUCAUAUAUCCCUCUUGGGAUGCCAAGAUGUUGAAAUAAGUUCCUCUACCAUACAAUCUCCUGGAAAUAGCCCAAAUACAGAUGGAAUUCAUCUACAAUCCUCCACUCAAGUGUCCAUCCACAAUAUGGAAAUCGGUGAUGGUGAUGAUUGCAUCUCUAUUGGUGAUGAUAUUUCAUACAUUAAUAUCACUGAGGUCAAUUGUGGGCCUGGUCAUGGUAUAAGCAUUGGAAGCUUAGGCAAGGGAGGAGGUGUGGUAAACGUGCAUGACAUCACUGUGAAUCAUGUUAAUUUUAAAGAGACAACCAAUGGAGCAAGGAUCAAGACAUGGCAGGUUGGGAAAGGCACUGUUCAGCACAUCAUGUUCUCAAAUAUGAACUUCACCAAUGUUAAAAAUCCUAUCAUUAUUGAUCAGUACUACUGUGAUGUUGCAGAUAAAUGUGGGAAGACGGAUACUGGAGUUCAGAUAAGUGACGUGCAAUACAAUGAAGCAUUUGGGACGUCACAAACAGAAGUGGCCAUUAAUUUGAAUUGUAGUCAUAAUUUUCCCUGCAAAAACAUCAAAUUAAACAAUAUUAACCUAACAUCAGCAGUUCCUAGAAAGCAAGUGGUAUCUGAGUGCAAUUUUGCCCAUGGAGUUGCUACAGGGGUUGUAAUCCCAAAAUCUUGUCUAGAACUCGAAAAUUGAUAAGUCAAAUAGUUCAAUUAAUGCAAUUGUCUUUCUUUUUGCUUGCCUAAUAAUUAAGGAAUGAAAAGAUUCAAUCAUAUUAGAGAUUGAUUGAUCAAAUAAUAUAUUUGAUUCUAUCAAUAAUGGGUAGAUUCUAUUUAGGUAUUUUAAUAUAAUGAUUUAUUUCCU
Messenger RNA from Rubroshorea leprosula, 1500 nucleotides. NCBI's taxonomy places the organism in Eukaryota, Viridiplantae, Streptophyta, Magnoliopsida, Malvales, Dipterocarpaceae. The record is from the annotation of a GenBank genome assembly.